AUUUCAAAUUAUCUUGUUUUGACCUUGACAACAUAGAUAAUGUAUAAUUACGUAUUAACCAAUAAUUUUGAACUCGUACAUUACACGUCCAUCAUAGAGUAAUGGACAAAAUAGCCAUAUACCACAGUAUCUUGGACUCACUUUGUUUUUAAUUAAUUUUUGUAUAGUUAAUUUCUACAGUGAUCAUAUUAUAGAAUAACACGAGUUUGUUUUAAUUAGUUUACAUUUACUUAUUGUUUAGUCAUAUUUCUAUAUAGUACAAACAGUAUAAAUAAAAAUAAAAAUAAUAAAAAAAACAACAGCUGUCAAUUGUCUGCUGAGCAAAGUCAGGUUUCUGUCUUGAAUUACAAACACUAACAAAAACAAAUCAACAAACCCAAAUACACAGAAAGUUAACAUUCACUGAAUCAACAAAAGUUUCAAGUUUUGUUUGUUAUUAACCACAGGACAACAUAAUGGGAGGUUGGAAGCUGGAAGUUGGAAAGAUGUUCAUGUACAUGAUGUUUCCUGUAGUAACUUUCCACUAUUUCAACCAGCCCCAAUACUAUGAAGAAUGGGUAGCAAAGGCAAAAAAAGAGUUAUAUCCUCCUGAAUCUGACGAAGUUAAUAUGUUAUUACGUGAAAAGUUAAGUUCAAUUCGCCAGAAAAGAGAACUGGAGGAACUGAAACAGUUGGCAGCAAAACAUCAAUAGUUUAGGUGUUUCAACACAAACAAUUUCUAAAAAUUAAAACCUAACAAUAAUUAUGUAAAUAUGUAGAAUAUAAUACAGUGUAUAAUAUAGGUACUAACUUUAAUUUUGUAAAUAAAUAAA
Molecule: messenger RNA, 812 nt
Organism: Homalodisca vitripennis (glassy-winged sharpshooter)
Lineage: Eukaryota; Metazoa; Arthropoda; Insecta; Hemiptera; Cicadellidae
Product: protein PET100 homolog, mitochondrial
Exons: 2
Coding region: 456-692 (78 amino acids)
Biological process (GO): mitochondrial respiratory chain complex IV assembly
Cellular component (GO): mitochondrial inner membrane; mitochondrion
Source: RefSeq, a predicted model, not a curated record